Mollisia scopiformis is the source of this 1285-nucleotide messenger RNA. RefSeq lists its product as uncharacterized. The record is from RefSeq and is a predicted model, not a curated record. NCBI's taxonomy places the organism in Eukaryota, Fungi, Ascomycota, Leotiomycetes, Helotiales, Mollisiaceae. Gene Ontology annotation, biological process: peptidyl-proline hydroxylation to 4-hydroxy-L-proline. Gene Ontology annotation, molecular function: procollagen-proline 4-dioxygenase activity; iron ion binding; L-ascorbic acid binding. The transcript is spliced from 3 exons. The coding region runs from base 203 to 973 and encodes 256 amino acids. Gene Ontology annotation, cellular component: endoplasmic reticulum.
CGGUGAGUAGUCAGAGGCGUAAUAAAUGCUCCGCCGAAGUCUCAAUGCACUAAUUAUUAUUAUUAAACCUCCCAUCUCAAAAUGAGUUGACGCUCGAUCCCCUUCAUAUCUCUUUCUAACACCACUCCACUUCUUUCGAUCAAAAUUCACUUCCUGACCGAACACUUGCUCUCACUCAAGCCCUUGCAUUCAAGCAGCAAAAAUGUCAACACCAAUAUUAUUAUCGCCCCCAACCCUCCAAACCGUUCCCAUCCCAACCCUCUCCCCACCCCGCUCAAUUUACCUAAUUCCCAAACUCCUCACACUCACCGAAUGCAACUCUAUAAUCGACACACACACGAACCUGAUCCCCUCAAACAUAACGCCAACCACCAUCCGCGACCGAGAGGUAUUCGCCGAUCCGGCGCUUGCGUCCCUGCUCUGGUCGCGGAUUGCAACUCUCUUCCAGGGGGAAAUAGGGAAGGUCGUUGAUAAGGAUGGAGAGGGUUGGACGGUACGAGGGCUAAACGAGACGUUUAGGUUGUGUCGGUACACGCUAGGAGGAAAAUUCUCCGCACAUACAGACGGCCGACGUCUCGAGUCUGUGAACGAGCAGGCGUUCAUGACCAUCAACAUCUACCUAGCCAGCGUCCCCUCGCCCAAUGGCGGUGCAACGCGCUUCCUAUCUCCAAACCACGAGGUGAUCGCCAGCGUCCAACCCGUGCUCGGCCAAGCACUCCUCUUCCGUGAUGAUGUGUGGCAUGAUGGCGGGGAGUUGAGGGAGGGAGUUAAGUAUCUGCUGCGGACGGAUGUGAUGUAUUGGAGGGAUGAAGAGUUUGAUUUUGAGAGGUUAUGUGAGGGUGAGGGGGGUGAUGAGAAGAGGGGAAGGAGGGCGUUGGCUAUCGCUGAGGGGUUGGAAGAUGCCGGAAAGGGGGAGGAGGCCGUGGUGUGGUAUAAGAAGGCUUUUCGUUUGUGGCCUGCUUUGGGGAGGUAGCUCAAGGAGGAAACAAAAUUUCAGCUGCUCAGGUCCAAAGAAAGAGUGAGCAAAUCUCAUGAAAAUAUUCCUUUAUAAUACUGCCUGUUUCACAUUUCGCCGCGAGAAAACUGCUUUAAUUACGCAAACAAAUGAAACAAAAAGACAGAGGAAACGAGUCCGACAAGCAUGUUAAGCAAAUUGUAUCCAAUCUUCCAAGAGGCGGAGGUGGAUGUGGAAGAAGAGGACGCGGAUGAGGAGGAAGAUGUUGACGAAGAUACCUAGUAUCGUUAGCUCUGAAGGAUCAUGAGACAAUGACAAGUAUCAGUCAGG